ACUACCAACUCCCGUACCGAGUGCAUCAACUCAAGAACCAAGUUUUUCUUCCGAUCUACCAACAACUAAAUCCAACUCACAAUGUCGUUCAUCACACGGGAAUACAAGUUUGAGAACAGCAUGAUGGUGCAGCAGAAAUCAGAUCAGCAUACGAUGGCCAUGCGGAGUCUGAAGAAACUGGUCAAACCGCUGCUGCGGCUGGUGAAGAAGAAGCAGCUCCUCCGGAAGACCCUCGCCGAGAUUCAGGCCCAGAAUGCAGUCAACGCCUCGCUGGAGGAUAUGCGAAAAGAUCCCGCCGCCAGUUGCGAUAACAUGGCCAACGAGCAGUUGGAGCAGCGACUGUACACCGAUCUCCGCCAGUGCCCCGACAACGUGGCCAUGAUCGUCCAGCAGGGUCAACAGCAGCGGAUCGUGCCCGUCCAUCCCGAGCAGACCUUCAUCCCGGUGCACUUUGCCCGCACCAGCAGUGGCACCUUCUUCUGGACCUCCGCCGAUGCCGUUCGCCAGCACCAGGAGCAGCAGCUUCGCCAGCAGUUUGACCGAUGGGUUCAGGCCUAGAUCCAGUCCUACGCCGAAAAAACAACCUCCAAUUGGCAGCUUUAAGUGCAAGUGUCUCCUUCCAUUGAUCGUAGGAUGAUCAGCUUCGCAUGUUCGUAAUCUCAGGGUGAUAUUAGGCAUAGAUUGGAUUCUUUGGUCACCAGCCCCAAAGGAAACGCAACUCUAAUUGAUAUUCAAUUGUCACAAUCAUGACGUUACUAUCGUUACUAACUCAUUGUGAUCCACCGUGUCUUAUUAGCCUUAAGUUAGUCUUAGCCGAAUCAUUGUCUUCCAUGUUUGUUUGUUAGGGUCUUCUAAUAGGGUAAGAAUCAUUGUCUUCCAUGUAAAACUCUAGCUAUAAGAUCGUAUAAGAAAAUAAAAUACACUAAGAAGAAAAA
Messenger RNA from Drosophila bipectinata, 935 nucleotides. It is a transcript of the gene Tom, whose product is annotated as Twin of m4. NCBI's taxonomy places the organism in Eukaryota, Metazoa, Arthropoda, Insecta, Diptera, Drosophilidae. The record is from RefSeq and is a predicted model, not a curated record. Gene Ontology annotation, biological process: Notch signaling pathway; sensory organ development.